GGCAGGACCCGCGGAAGAUAGCAGCUGGCGUCGUUUCCCCAAAAAGUAUUUGGUAUCCAUGGGGAUCCAGUAACUCCUCUGCUAUAGUACAUAUUUGACAAACUAUAGUCGGCUCGAGCUUGCACUCCAGCUUCACGUUCAGUGUGGUUCAGACGCGCGGAGCUUCUCAGCGUUUUAACUCAGUUGGUUUUUUGUCAGUUGGUGAGGCCACCCCAACAACACAGCAGUCAUGGACGCCAUCAAGAAGAAGAUGCAGAUGCUUAAACUCGACAAGGAGAAUGCCCUGGACAGAGCUGAGGGAGCUGAGGGAGACAAGAAGGCAGCGGAGGACAAGAGCAAACAGCUUGAGGAUGACCUGGUAGCGCUGCAGAAGAAGCUGAAGGGAACAGAGGAUGAGUUGGACAAGUACUCUGAGUCUCUUAAGGAUGCCCAGGAGAAACUUGAACUCGCUGAGAAGAAAGCCACAGACGCCGAGGCUGAUGUAGCUUCCCUGAACAGACGUAUCCAACUGGUUGAGGAGGAGUUGGAUCGUGCUCAGGAGCGUCUGGCCACAGCUCUGACCAAGCUGGAGGAGGCUGAGAAGGCUGCUGAUGAGAGUGAGAGAGGCAUGAAGGUGAUUGAAAACAGAGCAUCGAAAGAUGAGGAGAAGAUGGAGCUGCAGGAGAUCCAGCUGAAGGAGGCUAAGCACAUUGCUGAGGAGGCUGACAGGAAAUACGAGGAGGUCGCCCGUAAGCUGGUCAUCAUUGAGAGUGAUCUGGAACGUACAGAGGAGCGUGCUGAGCUCUCUGAAGGCAAAUGCGCUGAGCUUGAGGAAGAGUUGAAGACGGUCACAAACAACCUGAAGUCUCUUGAGGCUCAGGCAGAGAAGUACUCACAGAAGGAGGACAAGUACGAGGAGGAGAUCAAUGUUCUCACAGACAAGCUAAAGGAGGCUGAGACCCGUGCUGAGUUCGCUGAGAGGUCCGUGGCCAAGCUUGAGAAGACCAUUGAUGAUCUGGAGGACCCUCUGUACCAGCAGCUUGAGAAAAAUCGUCUUCUUUCCAAUGAACUGAGAGUGGUGUUAAAUCAGGAAUAAACUAUUACUGGAUGUGUUGUGAAAUUACCACUGUGCUCAAAUUGGAUGAAACAAAAUGAAAGGCACUCUUCAUUUGUGGCACAACAUUAAAAUACCUUUGUCUUGUCAUGUCAUUGGCCGUAGACGAUGCUGUGAUGGAAAUAUAGGCUAAUGUGUGUCUCUGACACAAACCUAAGAGUCAGGCAAAGACAAAAAAUAUAUACAUAUUGGAUCAUAUUUAUCGGGAAGAAAUAAUUGGACUUGUAGUUAAUGCGGAGCAUCAGAGAAAUUAAAUGCAUGUUCACAUUGCAGGUGAAGAGGGCAGGUUUCACAGACUCACAGAUGGAUUUAAGCGCAGGCCUAUUUUAGUUUAGUUAACCAACAUCUGGAAUUGUUAUUUCAUGAACAGCAAUUCGAUUUAGAUAACAUAAACUGGAUCACUGUCUAUAAGUCUAUGGCUGAAAGAUCGUCCAUUGUACAGGAGUAAAUCUGGGCAUAAUCUGGGUCUGUGAAACUGACCCAUAAUGUAUGAUAAGGCUUGAUAUGAGUGUGCAUUAUAACAAUAUCUACUGACUGUGGUUGACUAAGGAUAUACACAGGGACCACCUUUUAAUGUUUUAACUAUAACAAUCUUCAUUCAAUAUUAUUGGGUCCUUUUCAUUGUGGUCAAAAAUUAUAAAUAGUCUGCAGGCUUCAUUUUUAUGUUGCACACACAGUUUGUCACUAUCAGGCUAAUGAUGAGAUGAGAGAACUUUGGUAUGUGUCAAAUGUUGGAUCAGACACUCAUGGACCUCAAUAACAUGCAACAACAUGGUCCAUUAUCACACAAGACUGCACCGCUCACCUGCUGUGACCUGGUCCAGCAUUACACAAUGAUCACACCAACACUCACCUGCCGUUGCUAUGGAGGGCUCCUCCGUGCCCUCUUUGUGGAGAUCUCUGGGGCUUGACUGUUUUCUCAGCUCUCAGAGGGGCUGAGAAAACAAACACAAUGGACUUUAACUGGAUGUUAGCUAGACAGCAAAAUAGACAUAUGGCUGAGCAGUCACUUGACUCAUAUACCAUUUAUUUUUGUAUGUUAAAGUGAGAUUUAAUUGACAAAAUGUGCACGUGAUUUAUUCAAGCUGUUAUAAUGGACAGGAUUACUCUUGACCAAUUAAGCCAUAACCGAAGCCAAGGUUUAACAUUUGUACUUUUUUAUUCUGCUUUUGUAACUUGUUCUUUUAGUCAUAUAUUGUCCAUGUUUCUUUAUGUACAUGUUUCAUAUGUAUGUGCUGGUGCAUCAGUGAUAUACAGUACUUAUAUUUAAAAGAAAGUAAGCAUGUGCAAUAUGUACACUGAUACAAUGUUUAGCGAGGCGGAAGGUACAGUAUGUUCAUUUAAUCUCAAAUAGAUCGACCUAGAUCAUUUCAUGUCCAGUGUCUGCCACAGGAAUGUUUUUUUUUUGUUUGUUUUUGUUGUCAAAUAGUAUACAUGUUUGAUUUGAUGGUGUCUCUUGUUCAUUUUAUUAUGUGAAUGUAAUGUAUAAAUAAAAACCCACAAUCACA
Molecule: messenger RNA, 2601 nt
Organism: Oncorhynchus mykiss (rainbow trout)
Lineage: Eukaryota; Metazoa; Chordata; Actinopteri; Salmoniformes; Salmonidae
Source: RefSeq, a predicted model, not a curated record